Messenger RNA from Zonotrichia albicollis (white-throated sparrow), 875 nucleotides. The record is from RefSeq and is a predicted model, not a curated record. Lineage: Eukaryota; Metazoa; Chordata; Aves; Passeriformes; Passerellidae.
CUGGAUCCCUGGCAGUGUCCCAGGCCAGGCUGACCCUGGCCAGUGGGAGCUGUCCCUGCCCUGGCCCUGGGGGAGCUUUGAGGUCCUUCCAGCCCACACCACCCCUGGUCCCUGGCACUCUGGAACCAGAGUCUGAGCAGAUCCAAGCCAGUGCUGGUUCCAGCUCCUCCAGGCUGUUCCAGGGGUUCCUGGCUGCUCUGGGAUGGGGUUGGGACAGAGGGGGAGGCACAGGAGCUUCCCCAUGUCCCAGCAAAUGGGGCCAGUGCAGCUCCCAUGGGCUCAGUGCCACUGGGGAAAUGAAAAUCCAUUUUCCUGAGAAAAGCAAUCCCUGCUGUUCCUGCUCUGUCCCAGCAUGCAGUCCAUCCAGAACCUGGGCCUGGCAGUGAUUGCCAUAGCAGCUGGCAUGAUCCUGGACACCAGGGGAUACCUGUUCCUGGAGGUUUUCUUCAGUGCCUGUGUUUGCUUGUCACUGCUGGCUGUGGUCAUGCUGUACUUUGUGAAUCACCUCACAGGUGGGGAUCUCAACUGGUCUGCAAAGAAAAGGGCAAAACUGCAGAAGGCAGCUGCUUCUGAAGCAGAAGAGCAGGAGAGGCUCAGAAGGCAGAACGAAGAUGAUUUGGCAAAAUUGCUGCCAAAAGCUGAUGCCUUUAGUUUAAGGAAUAAAUACCUGUCCAGGCUUGGAGCUCAGCUCCCAGCUCAUUACUCCUCCUGUUUCUCAACCCUGGCCCACAGAAGUGUGCUGAAAUAGCAGCUUGGCCCUUGGAGGAGCAGCAAUAUCUGAAUUUCCUGGGCCACAGAGCUUUGCUGCCAGCCUAGAUCCUAGAUUUGAAAUAUUGCCUCAAACUCCUCGUGCCUGGGCAGUGCAGAGAUCCUGA